AUGGCAAUUCUGCAGGAGCAAAAUGAGGCAUUGGCCUUGAAGCGGAAGCAAGCAAAGAAAAAGGAGAAAAUACGGAGAAGUCGGCCAAAAUCUCGCAACCAGUUUAGUUUGGAAAUGUUGGGGUUGGUAGAGACAAAGAAGGAAUUGGUGACUAAGUUUGAUGUUAUGCGCCUUUGGGGUAGAGAUGGAGCUAGUUGGGAGUAUGUAAGUUCGGCUGUGGUGUCUGGAGGACCACAUGUGAGAUCUGAAAAGAUAGCACUAUGGGAAGAGCUGAGCUAUAUUGCAGGGUUGUGUCAGGUACCAUUCUGUUUCUUGGGUGAUUUUAAUGAAAUUAUACAUUUGGAAGAAAGGAAAGAUGCAACUUCCUUAUCAGCGUCGGCGGAGGAUUUUAGAGCAUGGAUAAAUGAUAUGGAGCUGGUUGACCUGCCAUUAAAUGAUCGGAGAUACACAUGGUUUAGGGGGAGUUCUUGCAGUCGAAUUGAUAGGACCCUUGUUACCUUGGGGUGGUUAGAGAUGUAUCCGGGGACACGAUUGAGAGGAGGUCCUAGUGGUCUAUCCGAUCACUGUCCAUUGAUUAUGGAAGAGAGCAGAAAGUUUGAUGGCCCAAGACCAUUUCGGAGUCUGGACUCGUGGUUCACGCAUGAAGGCUUUCUAAGAAUGGUGAAGGACGAGUGGAGGGAAUUAGGUGAUGUACAAUUCCUAGCCAAGAUGAAAGGGCUGUCAAUUCCGAUUCAGAGAUGGCAUAAGCAGCACUUUGGGAGUAUAGCUGAGAAGAUAAAGAAGUUAGAAGAAGAGAUCAAGAAGGUGGAUGAUAUGGUGAGUAGUGGUUUGUAUGAUGGUACAAUGGAGCCAAGGAGAAAGGCGUUAGUGAGAUGCUGUGAGAAGUGGUAUGUAAGACAGGAUGUCCACUAG
Molecule: messenger RNA, 912 nt
Organism: Arachis ipaensis
Lineage: Eukaryota; Viridiplantae; Streptophyta; Magnoliopsida; Fabales; Fabaceae
Source: RefSeq, a predicted model, not a curated record